AUGUCAGCGCGCGUGCGCGUGGCCGCCGCCUCGGCACGCACGCUGGCUGUGGUGAGUAGGAUGUCAGCGCGCGUGCGCGUGGCCGCCGCCUCGGCACGCACGCUGGCUGUGGUGAGUAGGAUGUCAGCGCGCGUGCGCGUGGCCGCCGCCUCGGCACGCACGCUGGCUGUGGUGAGUAGGAUGUCAGCGCGCGUGCGCGUGGCCGCCGCCUCGGCAUGCACGCUGGCUGUGGUGAGUUGGAUGUCAGCGCGUGUGCGCGUGGCCGCCGCCUCGGCAUGCACGCUGGCUGUGGUGAGUAGGAUGUCAGCGCGCGUGCGCGUGGCCGCUGCCUCGGCACGCACGCUGGCUGUGGUGAGUAGGAUGUCAGCGCGCGUGCGCGUGGCCGCUGCCUCGGCACGCACGCUGGCUGUGGUGAGUAGGAUGUCAGCGCGUGUGCGCGUGGCCGCCGCCUCGGCAUGCACGCUGGCUGUGGUGAGUAGGAUGUCAGCGCGCGUGCGCGUGGCCGCCGCCUCGGCACGCACGCUGGCUGUGGUGAGUAGGAUGUCAGCGCGCGUGCGCGUGGCCGCCGCCUCGCCACGCACGCUGGCUGUGGUGAGUAGGAUGUCAGCGCGCGUGCGCGUGGCCGCCGCCUCGGCAUGCACGCUGGCUGUGGUGAGUAGGAUGUCAGCGCGUGUGCGCGUGGCCGCCGCCUCGGCAUGCACGCUGGCUGUGGUGAGUAGGAUGUCAGCGCGCGUGCGCGUGGCCGCCGCCUCGGCACGCACGCUGGCUGUGGUGAGUUGGAUGUCAGCGCGCGUGCGCGUGGCCGCUGCCUCGGCACGCACGCUGGCUGUGGUGAGUAGGAUGUCAGCGCGCGUGCGCGUGGCCGCCGCCUCGGCACGCACGCUGGCUUUGGUGAGUAGGAUGUCAGCGCGCGUGCGCGUGGCCGCCGCCUCGGCAUGCACGCUGGCUGUGGUGAGUAGGAUGUCAGCGCGCGUGCGCGUGGCCGCUGCCUCGGCACGCACGCUGCUGGAUCCCUCCAGCUGCCGCCAGUCUUGCAGACUCGGCCGUCCAGAGGUUUGUUCGGCGUCCGCGGCGCCCCCGCCUCUGGAUGGCGGCUCCACGGCGCGGCAUUGUGGGGUCGCCAGGCGGACCGCGCCUUUGUCUGGCGCUGCGGGGUUACAGCUUUUGUGCCGCCGCUGCUCGCGCCGCGUCGCGCAAUUACUGCGGAUGAAGGACUGGCCACUGGCACAGCGGAGCGCAGAAUCUGCAGCUCAGCCCCGUGUGGGCGCUCCUGGCCUCCAGUCACCUGCGAUCACUGUAGGGAUGGCGGCUGCCGCUGAAACACCCGGCUGCCGGAGUGCACUUCACUUAAGUGUGUAUGAUGCUGUUACUACUUUCAGUGAUGAUAACACUGUAAAUGUGCUGGCGCAAGCACACCGUUCGGCAAAGAUGUGGGAUGAAGAUCUAUUACAGGUGCUGGAUCAAUUUGAUAUCGCCAAGGAGGGGUCUUAUCGCGGCCGGAAGCUGGAGUCAGGGGGACCGCCAGAUAACGCCCAGGAGGAGAUGCCCAGCUGUAGGCGGCUUCCAGGGGCGGGCACUUCAGCGAUGCGCCUCAAAUUAUCUCAGCCGUUCCUGCUGGCCAGCGUCUUGAGGAUGCUCGGCGUGGUAAGUGACAACAGAGGAUGA
Molecule: messenger RNA, 1665 nt
Organism: Schistocerca piceifrons (Central American locust)
Lineage: Eukaryota; Metazoa; Arthropoda; Insecta; Orthoptera; Acrididae
Exons: 4
Coding region: 1-1665 (554 amino acids)
Source: RefSeq, a predicted model, not a curated record